CAUCUGUCCUCCAUGCUGCAGUGGCCUGCGAUAAAGUAGCGACAUGGGCGAAGGGCAGCUGCUGGGGCAAAUCUGGAGUUAUUAGUGGGAGGUGACCAGUAGCCCACAUCUUCAGCAGGGGCUGAACAGCAAAGUACAAGCAGACUCUCGCGGGACGAAGUGUUGACCAAAGUUGCUGUUUUUGGCUGAAGCGCCGACAUUCCUCAGACAGUCCUUGGGAUUUUUGCUCCAGGAUGGACCUUGCAGACACCAAUGCUUGGAUCACUUACUUAAGAAAUAACUCUUUGCUGCAACCUCUGUGGGACAGCCUGAGGCUUAACUACAGCGAUUAUUUGAGAUCUCCACUUUUCCCCAUUGUGCUGACUGUCUCAUCUUACUUUAUCAUCUGCCUCCCUUAUCUUAUUUGUGACAUCAUGGGGGACAGAUGGGCAUGGGUCCAGCAAUUCAAGAUCCAACCGAACCGCAGGCCAACAGCCUCUACACUGCUGCACUGUGCGAGUGUCACCUUGUACAAUCAUGUUUUUCUUGUGUUCCCUGCGUCCGUGGCUCAGUGGGCCUGGAGGCCACCCGUGGACCUGCCGGAACGAGCCCCGACCCUGAUGGAGCUGAUUGCGGGGGUGAUUGGCAACCUCCUGCUCUUUGACUUCCAGUACUUCAUUUGGCACCUGCUCCACCACAGGAUCCGGUGGUUGUAUGUCACCUUCCAUGCUAUCCACCAUAAUUAUUCAUCUCCCUUCGCUCUUGCCACUCAGUGUCUUGGCGGCUGGGAGCUGGUCACAGUGGGUUUUUGGACCACGCUGAAUCCGAUGAUCCUGAGAUGCCAUCUUCUCACGACAUGGGCCUUCAUGGUAUUACAUGUGUAUGUUUCUAUAGAGGAUCACUGUGGCUAUGAUUUUCCCUGGUCCACUUCACGUGUCAUACCAUUUGGCAUCUAUGGAGGGCCCAGCAAACAUGACGUGCACCAUCAGAAACCCAACACUAACUUUGCACCGCACUUCAGUCACUGGGACAAAAUAUUUGGCACACAUGCUGAUUUCAGUUUCUGUACUCCAGUGAAAUAGGCUUUUGCAAAAUUGACAGCAGCUAGACAGAGAACAAUAUUUUCAUGUAUCUGUUCUCAUUAUUCAAAUUAUAUGAAUAUAAAGGUAUUAAGGAAUGGAAGCUGAAGAGAAAUGUACUUUUUCUUUUAAUGCAAAUGGAAUGAGGAUACUGCCGGCACUGUACUAAGACUUUUCUGUAACGUCAGUGACAGUUAAUUAGUUCAGCUUGUAAAAUCUUUAUUAUUUGAACCAUGUAAAUCAUAUAACAAUUGCCUUUUCAUGCACCUGUCUCAUUAUGUAUUUGGUUUCUUACCUUUGAAAGAGCUCUAGAAAUGGCUUACUAUAUUCUUCUUUAGACAAAUACAUGCAUUUUCAGGCACACAGAUGAAAUCAUUUGUUUAUCUACUGUAACUAUUCACAGCCGGAAUGCCACUUUACACAUUUAAUAAAGCUAUAUAUACAAAUCACAACUAAUGCACAUAUUGAUGCAUUUAGUGACUAAUGACUCCAGAUGAAUACGCUUCAUGUCUUAUUGUGUAGCAAUAAAUUAUGCUUCCUUAAAUCUGGA
Messenger RNA from Acanthochromis polyacanthus (spiny chromis), 1608 nucleotides. RefSeq names its product cholesterol 25-hydroxylase like 1, tandem duplicate 2 (gene ch25hl1.2). The coding region runs from base 234 to 1061 and encodes 275 amino acids. Gene Ontology annotation, biological process: sterol biosynthetic process; cholesterol metabolic process. Gene Ontology annotation, molecular function: steroid hydroxylase activity; iron ion binding; C-4 methylsterol oxidase activity. The transcript has 2 exons. NCBI's taxonomy places the organism in Eukaryota, Metazoa, Chordata, Actinopteri, Pomacentridae. The record is from RefSeq and is a predicted model, not a curated record.